Molecule: messenger RNA, 4157 nt
Organism: Fulmarus glacialis (Northern fulmar)
Lineage: Eukaryota; Metazoa; Chordata; Aves; Procellariiformes; Procellariidae
Gene: LRP6
Product: low density lipoprotein receptor-related protein 6
Exons: 16
Biological process (GO): chemical synaptic transmission; canonical Wnt signaling pathway; receptor-mediated endocytosis involved in cholesterol transport
Molecular function (GO): protein binding
Source: RefSeq, a predicted model, not a curated record
GUCAUGAACGCUGAUGGAACUGGGAGAAGAGUUCUGGUGGAGGACAAGCUGCCUCAUAUCUUUGGAUUCACACUGUUGGGAGACUAUGUUUAUUGGACAGACUGGCAAAGACGCAGUAUUGAACGUGUGCAUAAGCGCACGGCAGAAAGAGAGAUCAUCAUAGAUCAACUGCCUGAUCUAAUGGGUCUGAAAGCUACAAAUGUCCGCCAGAUAAUUGGUACAAACCCUUGUGCAGAGGAUAACGGCGGCUGCAGCCAUCUUUGUCUGUACAGACCACAAGGCCUUCGCUGCGCUUGCCCCAUAGGCUUAGAGCUCAUCAAUGAUAUGAAGACGUGCAUCGUCCCAGAAGCUUUCCUGCUGUUUUCUCGGAGAGCAGAUAUCAGACGAAUCUCUUUAGAAACGAACAACAACAACGUUGCUAUUCCACUCACUGGAGUCAAGGAAGCUUCUGCUCUGGAUUUUGAUGUGACAGACAAUCGGAUUUACUGGACUGACAUUUCACUGAAGACCAUCAGCAGAGCGUUUAUGAAUGGCAGCUCACUGGAACACGUUGUGGAGUUUGGCUUGGAUUACCCAGAAGGCAUGGCCGUAGAUUGGCUGGGGAAGAACUUGUAUUGGGCUGAUACUGGAACAAAUCGUAUAGAAGUGUCAAAGCUGGAUGGACAGCAUCGCCAAGUGCUGGUGUGGAAAGAUCUUGACAGUCCCCGGGCAUUGGCACUGGACCCUGCUGAGGGGUUUAUGUACUGGACUGAAUGGGGUGGUAAACCAAAGAUUGAUAGAGCUGCUAUGGACGGCACUGAGCGGACUACUUUGGUACCGAAUGUGGGACGUGCUAACGGCCUAACUAUUGAUUAUGCUAAAAGACGACUGUACUGGACCGACCUCGACACCAACCUGAUAGAAUCCUCCAACAUGCUAGGCCUUGACCGUGAGAUUAUAGCUGAUGACUUGCCUCACCCAUUCGGCUUGACUCAGUAUCAGGAUUACAUUUACUGGACAGACUGGAGCCGGCGUAGCAUUGAACGAGCCAACAAGACCAGUGGACAGAACCGAACUAUCAUCCAAGGGCAUUUGGAUUACGUUAUGGACAUCUUGGUCUUCCAUUCCUCCAGGCAGGCAGGCUGGAAUGAGUGUGCCUCUAGCAACGGCCACUGCUCUCACCUGUGCUUAGCAGUCCCUGUUGGUGGUUUUGUCUGUGGCUGCCCAGCUCACUAUUCCUUGAACUCUGACAACAGGACUUGUAGUGCUCCUACAACCUUUCUGUUGUUCAGUCAGAAGAAUGCAAUUAAUCGCAUGGUGAUAGAUGAGCAGCAGAGUCCAGAUAUCAUACUCCCUAUCCAUAGUCUCAGGAACGUUCGAGCCAUUGAUUAUGACCCCCUGGAUAAGCAGCUGUACUGGAUUGAUUCUCGGCAGAACAUCAUCCGCAAGGCACAGGAAGACGGCAGCCAGAGCCUCACUGUUGUGACAAGUCCAGUUCCCAAUCAGAACCUAGAUAUGCAGCCUUAUGACCUGAGCAUUGACAUCUACAGCCGCUAUAUCUACUGGACCUGCGAAGCUACUAAUGUGAUCAAUGUGACACGCCUGGAUGGAAGACCCAUGGGAGUAGUGCUCAAAGGAGAUCAAGAUAGGCCCAGGGCCAUUGUGGUGAAUCCAGAGAAAGGAUACAUGUAUUUCACCAACCUACAAGAAAGGUCUCCUAAAAUUGAGAGAGCAGCAUUGGAUGGAACUGAACGAGAGGUCCUUUUUUUCAGUGGUUUGAGCAAGCCCAUAGCCUUAGCUAUUGACAGCCAGCUAGGCAAGUUGUUCUGGGCUGAUUCAGACCUGCGGAGAAUUGAAAGCAGUGACCUUUCAGGUGCCAACCGGAUCGUUUUGGAAGACUCUAAUAUCUUGCAGCCUGUGGGACUAACUGUAUUUGAAAACUGGCUGUAUUGGAUUGACAGGCAACAGCAGAUGAUUGAAAAGAUUGAUAUGACAGGUCGAGAAGGACGUACAAAGGUCCAAGCUCGUAUUGCACAACUCAGUGACAUCCAUGCUGUGAAAGAGCUCAACAUUCAGGAAUACAGACAACAUCCUUGUUCUCAAGAUAAUGGUGGCUGCUCGCACAUUUGCAUCGUGAAGGGCGACGGCACCACGCGCUGCUCUUGCCCAGUCCACCUUGUUCUGCUGCAGGAUGAGCUGUCCUGCGGAGAACCACCAACAUGCUCCCCUCAGCAGUUCACCUGUUUCACAGGUGAGAUUGACUGCAUCCCGGUGGCCUGGCGCUGUGAUGGUUUCACUGAAUGUGAAGACCACAGUGACGAAAAGAACUGCCCAGUGUGCUCAGACACCCAGUUCCAGUGUGAAAGUGGACAGUGCAUAGACAGUGCCCUCCGGUGCAAUGGAGAAGCAAAUUGCCAGGACAACUCUGAUGAGAAGAACUGUGAAGUGCUUUGUUUAACCGAUCAGUUCCGCUGUGCCAGUGGGCAGUGCAUCGGGAAAAGCAAGAAAUGUGAUCACAACCUGGACUGCAGUGACAGCUCAGAUGAGCAAGGAUGCUACACAACAGAGGAACCUGCACCACAGCCCAACAACACAAUAGGCUCCAUCAUUGGUGUGAUCCUUACAGUUUUUGUGGUUGGAGCAAUGUAUUUCAUCUGCCAGAGGGUGCUGUGCCCACGCAUGAAGGGAGAUGGGGAAACAAUGACCAAUGAUUACGUGGUGCACGGACCAGCCUCUGUACCUCUUGGUUAUGUGCCUCACCCAAGCUCUUUGUCAGGGUCUCUUCCUGGGAUGUCUCGAGGUAAAUCUGUGAUCAGCUCCCUCAGCAUUAUGGGAGGGAGCAGCGGGCCACCCUAUGACAGGGCCCAUGUCACUGGAGCCUCUUCCAGUAGUUCUUCAAGUACCAAAGGCACUUACUUUCCUCCAAUUUUGAACCCACCACCAUCACCAGCUACUGAACGUUCACAUUAUACCAUGGAAUUUGGUUACUCUUCAAACAGCCCAUCCACUCAUAGAUCCUACAGCUACAGGCCUUACAGCUACCGCCAUUUUGCACCUCCCACGACGCCCUGCAGCACGGAUGUCUGUGACAGUGACUAUGCCCCCAGCCGAAGGGUCACGGCAGCGACAGCCAAGGGCUAUACCAGUGACUUGAACUAUGAUUCAGAGCCCGUCCCCCCGCCACCCACUCCACGCAGCCAGUACCUGUCAGCGGAGGAGAACUAUGAAAGCUGCCCGCCUUCCCCGUACACAGAGCGGAGCUACUCUCACCAUCUCUACCCACCGCCACCGUCCCCCUGCACGGACUCCUCAUGAGGGGUAGCCCCCCCGCCCCGUUAUCUGCCUCCGCCGUGAAAGUGUAAAUACAAAAUGUUCUACUGGGGAGGGGGGAGGGAGCUCUCGGCGAGGGAUGAGGUAGGACAGUGUACAGUUAAAUGUUAUUAAAUGGGGUGGAGGAAUACUGAAGAUAUUUGUACAGAAGAAAAAAAAAAGGAUAUUUAUAUAUUUUCUUAAACAGCAACUGCUGCUUGUGCCAUAAGAAGAAAAAUUUUUGUAUAAAAGAACCCAGACAUUUGUACAAAAAGUUUUUAUUUUUGCAAAUGGAACACAAAAACAUGCCUUAAUCCAGUGAAGUGACUGAGCACAUAAGGAAAUGGAAGGACCAGGAUGUGUUACUUGUCCAGCGAGGUGAGAUGUGGAGUUUGUCAAUACCAAAAAUGUUUAAAGUAAUUAAUAAUAAAGAAGUCCGUCUCAGAGCAGCAUACCAUAGAUACUUGGAAGUAGCCAAAUAACCUCUAUGUUAACUACGGAGGGCCAGCAACUAAAGUUAAACUUGAAAACGCAGUCAGGACAGAUAUUAACCUUACACAAAGGGCUUUGUUUUCUACAGGAAUACAGCAAUCGUAGCAGUGAAUCCAGAAAAAUAAUCACACACUUUUUUAAAUGAAUACACCUCUGUUUUUCCUUAAUGCAUUUACCAAACUAGAGCAUUUAGAGCUCUCUCCUUGCUUCUGGAAUUUCAAUGAUUUCUGUUGGGUAUAUUUUAAAGUUUGCUUUUUUUCUCCUGUUUCGCUUUUCCCGCCUCUUCUGCAUCCUUUCUUCCUGCCCGUGUCACUUUAAGUCAUGAUAUCCUUAUUUAAAGUACAGCUAGAACUGGGCUGCUGUUAAAUCUUUUUUUC